CAUUUCACACUGAGACAACUGGAAGAGGUUACAGGAAUGGAUCUGUGUCGUCUUGUGUAUAAGUUUGGUGGCUGUCAACUUCCUGUUCUUGAUGCGGCAUUUUUCCACUGAUAACUUUUCCAAAUUAAUAAUCGCCAUGUUUGCUGGGAUUGUUACUGCAGACUUUGCUUCUGGCCUUAUACACUGGGGAGCUGACACCUGGGGUUCUGUGGAUAUUCCUGUCAUUGGGAAGGCAUUUAUCAGGCCGUUCCGGGAGCAUCACAUCGAUCCGACUGCAAUAACCAGGCACGACUUCAUCGAGACAAACGGAGAUAACUGUAUGUUUGCUGUGUUCCCGCUUGCGCACAUGGCCUGCAGGUUCAUUGCCGACAGCCCAGAUGUUGUCCGUGAGGCCUAUCCCUGGCACUGUUACCUGUUCUGUCUGAGCGUGUUCGUCACCAUGACCAAUCAGAUUCACAAAUGGUCGCACUCCUACUUUGGCCUACCUCGCGGUGUCGGUACGCUCCAGGAUCUGCACGUGAUCCUGCCCAGAAAACAUCACCGCGUCCACCACAUCGCCCCACACGAGACCUACUUCUGCAUCACCACAGGGUGGCUGAAUUAUCCCCUGGAACAGAUCGGGUUCUGGCGUCACCUGGAGCAUCUGAUAACGAGCGUCACUGGACAGAAGCCAAGGACUGACGAUAUGAAGUGGGCUCGCAAGGUGGAAUAAGAGGCGAGGCUGCCCGUGGGGUAGUCGGACUCACAAUUCUCAGCCAUGCCCAACAAAGCAAAGAAGCAAAUCAUUAAUUAUCCUUAUCCUUGAUCAGCACUUAAAAAAAUUAGCAUUGUUGCACGAUUUGAUA
Amblyraja radiata (thorny skate) is the source of this 845-nucleotide messenger RNA. RefSeq names its product transmembrane protein 189-like. The transcript has 6 exons. Lineage: Eukaryota; Metazoa; Chordata; Chondrichthyes; Rajiformes; Rajidae. Gene Ontology annotation, molecular function: oxidoreductase activity. The coding region runs from base 92 to 712 and encodes 206 amino acids. The record is from RefSeq and is a predicted model, not a curated record.